Messenger RNA from Fimicolochytrium jonesii, 1896 nucleotides. Its product is annotated as arginine-tRNA-protein transferase. Gene Ontology annotation, biological process: protein arginylation. NCBI's taxonomy places the organism in Eukaryota, Fungi, Chytridiomycota, Chytridiomycetes, Spizellomycetales, Powellomycetaceae. Bases 326 to 1570 code for a protein of 414 amino acids. Gene Ontology annotation, cellular component: cytoplasm. The transcript is spliced from 5 exons. Gene Ontology annotation, molecular function: arginyl-tRNA--protein transferase activity. The record is from RefSeq and is a predicted model, not a curated record.
GCUAGAACGGUACAGUAUAUAUAUAUAUGGGCUAUGGGGGGGUGCCAUAUGGAUCCAUUCCCUAUAGAUAUUGUACAGACGGCACAGUACGUAGUGCAAUGGAUAACGGACGGAGCUCCACGUUGCAACUGUAGACAACAGGUCGUGGCUCUCUUCCAAUUCACGCAUCUUGCACACGGCCGCGUCAAUUAGAGGUGAGGUCACAUCCUCGACGCACAGGGAUCUGGCCCCGGAUUAAGAUUGAAGCAUCCCUCUUGAACCUCACAGCGACCAGCGACCCGCCUCCAACUCCAAGACAGAGUGGCUGCUCGUCAUCCUCAGCGCGAUGCCACACACUCGUCCACCCAUCUCCCUGAUCGCCCCAACAGGCGCGUCCGCCUCCCCCUGCGGCUACUGCUCCUCCACAGCCGACACCUCUUCCACAAUCGGCUUCUGGGCUUACGAGCUCCACCCGUCCCACUACCAACAACUGAUGGACAGAGGGUGGCGGCGCAGCGGGAAGUAUCUGUACAGGCCGUGCCUCACGGAGACGUGUUGUCCGGCGAUUACUAUUAGGUGUCCCGUUGCGGAGGUAGAGGUGGGGAAAGGGCAGAGGAGGGUGGUGGGGAAGGUUAGGAGGUGGGUGGCGAGGGGGGCGAAACGAAAACCACCCAAACGGGCAAAAGUGUCCACCCCACGCGACAUCCGCGACCUCAUCAUAGAAGCCGAGCACCCUCCCCCAAGUACGAGUCCCACCACCCCGACCACCGUCAAUCCACCCCUCCGAACCGAGCUAGUCCGCGCAGCCUAUGACCCCUCAACCUACGCCCUCUUCACCAAAUACCAAAUCGCCAUCCACAAGGACCCGCCCCACAAGCUUUCCCCCGAAAAGUACCGCCGCUUCCUCGUCGACACCCCCUUGACCUUCAUCCCUCCUCCCCUGCACCUCUCCCCCACCUCCGCCUCCUCUUCUUCCAAUUUCGCAGAGUUUCCCGGGUUCGGCUCCUUCCACCAGAAAUACUACACGGGGGAUAACACACUGAUUGCGGUGGCCGUGCUGGAUAUACUACCCCAGGGUGUGUCGAGCGUAUAUUUUAUGUAUGACCCGGAUUAUGGGUUCUUGAGUCUGGGGACGUAUAGCGCGUUGAGGGAGAUUGCGAUGACGAGGGCGUUUAUGGAAAGGGUGGAGGGGGUAAGGUAUUACUAUAUGGGCUAUUAUAUACAUUCGUGCGCCAAGAUGCGGUAUAAAGCGCAAUACAAGCCUUCAGAACUUCUGUGUCCCGCAACCUACACCUACGCCCCCCUUUCCACCGCCCUACCCAUCCUCGAGGCCGAGAAGAUCGCACCGCUCGCCCCAAACAGUGCGACUGCAGAUACAGCAGGUACGGGUAUUGAACGCCUGCGCGCCAUUGAAGCGGCACAACUCGCGUCUGUAACGGACGCGGAUGUGGAGGGGCUGAUGGCGUUGAGUGACGGCGUUCUGGUUGAGUUUGGGGACACGGAGGCGUAUGAGGAGAACCGGGAGGAUGCGAGGAUGUUGCGGGCGGUGUGUGGGAGGGAGCUUAUGGGGCGGAUGAUCCUUGUUACGUAGCCGUGUGGACUGGAUGUAGCGGGGAUGGGAGGCCGUAGCUUUGGGCAGGGGAUUCGUCUCUCUUGGGCAAUAGACGUGCAUCUCCCCGACGCGUUUGUCAUUCCCCUCCAGCGCCUCUUUUUUCUUGGCGUUCGCUCCCUUCUCAAAACCCUCCCUCGUACUGUAUAUAAGACCCCCGCUGAACGACUGCAGAUACGUGUAGCUUCCUCCGACUAUACUCUGCAGUUAGAAGCUGUAAAGCAAGCCGCAUAUCGUCCUCCCUCAUAGCCGCCCUCUGGCACUGAAACCAGCUUCAUUAGCCUCAUUUCGUCACCCCUUGUCGGCGA